This is a messenger RNA of Solea senegalensis (Senegalese sole), 2156 nucleotides long. It is a transcript of the gene irf7, whose product is annotated as interferon regulatory factor 7. The transcript is spliced from 10 exons. The record is from RefSeq and is a predicted model, not a curated record. Gene Ontology annotation, molecular function: DNA-binding transcription factor activity, RNA polymerase II-specific; RNA polymerase II cis-regulatory region sequence-specific DNA binding; protein binding. Gene Ontology annotation, biological process: regulation of transcription by RNA polymerase II; immune system process. Gene Ontology annotation, cellular component: nucleus. Lineage: Eukaryota; Metazoa; Chordata; Actinopteri; Pleuronectiformes; Soleidae. The coding region runs from base 24 to 1310 and encodes 428 amino acids.
CACACACACACACCUGCUGAGAUAUGCAAAGCCUUCAAAAGCCUCAGUUUGCCAACUGGCUCAUAAAGCAGGUGGAGACAGGCCAGUACACGGGUCUGUGCUACGUGGGCGAGAACAAGUUCCGAGUCCCUUGGAAGCACAACUCCAGAAGGGACUGCAGAGACGAGGACAGCAAAAUAUUCCGGGCAUGGGCAGUUGCGAGUGGCAAAAUCAGCGAGUUCCCCAACGACAAGGCCAGGUGGAAGACCAACUUCCGCUGCGCUCUCAACAACCUGUCCGUGCGCUUCAAGAUGGUGCAGGACAAUUCCAAGAACUCCAUCGACCCUCACAAAAUCUACGAAAUCAUCAACACUGAGUACAGACAUGAAAGUCUUCCAAAACAAGCGUCACGUCCUGAUUCUCCUAUGACCCUGGACAUCUACAGCUCUCCCACAGAGUACUUCCCCAUGGGACAGGAGCAAAAUCUGGUUAACUAUUUCACAGCUUUGGGUAUCGAAAAGCGACCAACAGAGGCUCAACUGUGGGUGGAGAAUCAGGCUGUUCUUGGAAGUUAUCCUGCUGUGGGCGAGAACCUCCCACAGGUUAUUCCAGAUCAGCCGUCUUACUGUGAAGUGAAUCCUCAACCAGUCCUUCAUUCAGUCGUCGAGUCAUCGAUACAGCCAAGUAUCAACGACCUGGAGAUCUCCAUCUACUACAGGAAAAUGGAAAUGUUUAAGACCACGUUGAACACUGUCCGUCUCCAGCUCCACUACCAGCACGAAGCCCCCGAGCUCAAUGCCCAUCACCUGUGCUUCCCCUCAACUGACGGCCUUCUAGACCACAAACAGAUUGAGUACACCAACCGCAUCCUGAACAGCAUCCAGAGAGGUUUACUCCUGGAGGUCCAGGAGACCGGUAUCUAUGCCUGGAGGCAGGACAGGUGCCAUGUGUUCGCCAGCACCAGUGACCCCAGUGUUGCUCACCCAGACCCAAGAAAGCUUCCGCAGAACACCAUGGUAGAGCUCCUCAGUUUUGAGAAGUAUAUAAACGACCUGAAAAAGUUUAAGGAGAACAACGGUGGCUCUCCUGACUACACCAUCAACAUGUGCUUUGGAGAGAAGUUUCCCGACGGAAAACCCUUAGAGAAGAAACUCAUCAUCGUCAAGGUAGUUCCUCUGAUCUGUCGAUACUUUCACGAGAUGGCGCAGAUGGAAGGCGCUUCGUCACUCCACAGCACCAACGUCAGUCUACAGAUGUCACACAACAGCCUCUAUGAUCUCAUCAGCUCUGUGUUCAGUCUGCCAACAGUCGAUGCAUCUUUUCUACAUUAGAUCUCUCCUUCACUUGCCUCUAAUGGCGACUACUCUAACUUCCUAUGGGACCCGCUUAAUGCACCACAUCCGGUUUCUUUAUCCAAAGCUCUGCUAUGAAACAAAGCCAGUCAGGUGACCUGUUGAAUGUGUGACAGUAGGUGAAGCAGGAGUGCCAGUCAUUUUUAAUGGUUUGCUAUAAUUACCUCUAUCAAUCUAUUUUUGGCUGUGUUAUUUUAAUGUUUUUAAUGACAUUUUCCAGGGAUGUUGGUUAUGGGCCAAUGAGGAAAUUGACCAGUUUUGGUGUUGAUCCAAAUGCGGGAACAAAUGAUGCAAUAGCAAUAGUAUCAUGUAUACAAGGCUUAAUGUUAAUGUGCAGUUGGGUCAAAGUUUGGAUCUUGAUCUGUACUGACACAGUGACAAACUGAGCUGUCUUGUCAGAGGUUCGUGCUCUCCGAGUGCUUUCUCUAGUCACAUCACCUGCUGUUCACGUUCAAUGAGUCACUAAUUGGCGCAAAAAAGCUGUUCUUCUAUCACUACAAAUUAGAAAUCAUCUCUUUCAAUCGUGGGACUGUUACUCAAGACAAAGGCCUCAGGUCUAAUAACUUAUAAAGGAUCACUGUAAAUAUCAAAAUGAUGUAGUUUGGAAGAUAAACAUAGUUAAUGUAUUGUAACAUAUCAUUUGUGAUUACUGAUAUUUAUGAGCUACUGUAUGUUUUUUUUGUGUGUCAAACAGCCACCGGCUACAGCACAUACAUGUCUGUGGCGAAUGUCAUGCACUUUUUUUUUUAAUUCUGCUGGUCAUUUUGUACCAAUAAAAACCAGCUGGGUGUAUUGGGACUUGAUAUAAAUGAUUUAACCUAAAAA